AUGGAGAAAAUCACGAAGUUGGAGGCUGAUUUACAAUUUGAAAGGAUCAAAACAGUCGAAAUCGCGAAGUUGCAGGCAGAUUUAAAUCGACCGAUGACUUUCUCGGAUCUGGAUGGAUGGUCGUAUUUGGCAAAAACCGCUUCUUGGUACAAGGCUUUCGAUCAAGAAAUGACAUUCGAUGAAGCCGAGGCAUAUUGUACGAGUCGAAAGAUCCAUUUAGUCUCAAUUCACAGUCAGGAAGAGAACGAUUUUGUUCAGGAACUCGCGGAAACUGUUCGUUCGGAUUCUUUGUUCUGGAUCGGACUGAAGGAAAAUCCGAACAAAGGAAAUGCUUUUGAAUGGACGGAUGGAAGUUCGGUGGUUUUCAGGAAUUGGCAUCUUGGACAACCGGAUUCGUACGCCCACGCUUUGCUUGAUAGCUACGAUGGGGAAUGGUGGUCCGCUUCUCUUACCUCUCAGUGGCGUUUUAUCUGCAAAACCAGCUCUCAAUUC
Molecule: messenger RNA, 492 nt
Organism: Mesorhabditis belari
Lineage: Eukaryota; Metazoa; Nematoda; Chromadorea; Rhabditida; Rhabditidae
Source: the annotation of a GenBank genome assembly